Messenger RNA from Rotaria sp. Silwood2, 735 nucleotides. The record is from the annotation of a GenBank genome assembly. NCBI's taxonomy places the organism in Eukaryota, Metazoa, Rotifera, Eurotatoria, Philodinida, Philodinidae.
AUGAGUGAGUCAAGUGUCAGUUCAUCAGUAACGGAUUCCACAAAGUCGAAUGACGAUACAACAAGGGACACAGUCGAUUCGAUUCGUCUCAAGAAAUCUUCCUCUCGUGGUUCACUAGCAAGUAUUAACUGGAAUGUCGAAUCGUCAAGUUCUGGUACUGAUCUAGAUAUCGAUAAACUCGAUCUUAAAUUUCAGCAACUAGCUCUGGAUUACAAAUAUAAUAUAUCAGAGUUGCGCAAAAAUCCUAAUAAUAAAGAAUUACGCAAAGACCUUGAUGAGAUUAUGAAAAGCUUAUCACGUAUUAAAGAGUGGUCAUCUUUAUUGGGAACAGAAGAUGGCAUAGCUAUAGUAAAAGAAGGCAUGAAAAAACAACGUGAAAAUGAAGUUAAUCAACGAAAGUAUGAAAUUGAUGAAGUGCUCAAAUUGGCUAAGGCUCAAUCGGCUAUUGACGUCUGUUUUCUAAUGGAUUGUACGGGUAGCAUGUCCGAAUACAUUGAUGCAGCAAAAACACGAAUUCAUCUACUUACUAAUACUAUCAUUCAAUUAUAUGCUACAAAACCUCGUCUCGCUGUCGUUGGAUACAGAGAUAUUGAUGAAAAUAUAGAAAAACUUGAUUUUACUGAUGAUAUAAACAUGUUCAAAACCUUUUUAGAUCAAGUAGAAGCAACCGGUGGUGGUGAUACAUGUGAAGAUGUAUUCGGUGAGUCUACAUUUGGUUUUGCAAAGCAUGAUUAA